This is a messenger RNA of Zea mays, 2091 nucleotides long. RefSeq lists its product as uncharacterized. Lineage: Eukaryota; Viridiplantae; Streptophyta; Magnoliopsida; Poales; Poaceae. The record is from RefSeq and is marked validated. Gene Ontology annotation, cellular component: mitochondrion. Gene Ontology annotation, molecular function: GTPase activity; GTP binding.
GGGCGCUGCAGUAGCGCAGCGCAGCCACGCCGCGGCAACAGCAACACCGCACCAUGGCGCUUCUUCUUCAUCCCCGCCUCCCGUCCCAUCCUUUCCGCGCGGCAGCCCACCACCACCACGCCAUCUCGGACGCCUCUUGCUUCCUUACCCUCCACGGCCCCGGAAGGAAGCGCCGCAUGCUGCUCGCGGCGGUCACGUGCCGCGCAGCCAGGGUCAAGGAGCCCGCUCCGAGCGCAGGCGCCUCGCCUCCGCCGCCGCCACAGGCGCUGACGAAGGAGGCGCACAAGUACUUCGACCACGCCGUGGUCACCGUCCGCGCGGGCGACGGCGGGCACGGCGCCGUGCUCGCCAUGCCGCCGGCGCCCUCCGCGGACGCCGCCAAGCCCCGCGGCAGGUUCAACCGGGGCGAGAAGAAGAGCAAGAAGGUGUCGUACAAGCGCAACUACGACGGGUCCGUGGCGCUGCCGACGGGCGGGCACGGCGGCGACGUUGUGGUGUACGCCGACGAGGCCGAGGAGACGCUGCUGCGGUUCCACGAGAAGGCGCGGUACUGCGCCAAACGGGGAGGGAACGUGGGCGCCGCUGGCGGCACGCUCAGCUCGCGGAUGCACAGCGGGUUCGCCGGGGAGACGCUCAGGAUACCCGUGCCUGUAGGAACUGUUGUGAAACGCAAGAAGGGGGCUGUUCUGGCGGAUUUGGCUCAUCACUGUGAUGAAGUGCUCGUUGCUAGAGGUGGACAGGGCGGAAUCAGCUUGAUUGAUGUGCCUGAGUACAAGAGGAGGAAAGCCAUGGCUUUAUCCCCAAACAUCAUGCGAGAUACUAGUGACAAAGUAUUAACGCAUGGUCAACCUGGUGAGGAAGUAAGCUUGGAGUUGAUCUUAAGGGUAGUUGCUGAUGUUGGCCUUGUGGGACUUCCAAAUGCUGGAAAGUCAACACUUCUAUCAGCUAUAACACUUGCAAGACCAGACAUUGCUGAUUAUCCAUUCACUACAUUAAUGCCCAAUCUUGGCCGACUUGGUGGAGAUCCUGCUUUAGGGGCGUUACAGUUUUCCUCAGAAGCAACAUUGGCAGAUUUGCCAGGUCUAAUUGAGGGCGCUCAUCUAGGAAAGGGCCUUGGCCGCAAUUUCUUAAGACAUUUAAGGAGAACUAGAGUAAUCGUCCAUGUUGUCGAUGCUGCUGCAGAUGACCCUGUCAAUGAUUAUAAGAUUGUUAGAGAAGAAUUAAGGAUGUAUAACCCCCAAUACCUGGAGCGACCUUAUGUUGUGGUCCUCAACAAAAUUGAUCUUCCUAAGGCCCAAGAUAGACUAUCUGCACUGGUCUUAGAGAUAUCUUCAAUUGGAUGUGAAGAAGGGCAUGAGCAAAGUGGCAGCAAAGAUAACCUAAAUGGACGAGUAAGUGAUCAUCAGGUCUUAUCAGAGGCUAAAGCUGAAGGUGUUGAAAAGGAGCUCGGGGACUAUCCAAGACCUGAAGCUGUCGUGGCUGCUAGCGUAUUGAGGCAUAUCGGGAUCGACGAGAUGCUGAAGGAGAUAAGGGCAGCCCUGAGAAAAUGCUUUGAUCACAAGUUACCAGAACAUUGAGCAAAGUAAGUUAGCAUAAAUAUAGGCUAAAUAGUACCAUAGUCCAGUUCCAGUAGCAGAAAAGGGAAUGAACUGGAUGCCCCCCUGGCACAUACUGAAGAAUCCCCAACGGCAGUUAAAUCCAUGGAGAGUUUUCUGAAGCAACGGCACCAGCGGUUUCUGAAGGGUGAAAACACUAAUGCUGGAGCACAGCGGUUUUUCAGGCGUCGUUUGUAACACGGGUUCUCCAGUGAAAUUUCUGCGAAAAUUGAAUUUGUUGUCGUCCACAGCUGCCGUUUGUAGGUGACAGUACAACGUAUGUGAAUAGAUUAGUUUGAGUUAUGUCGGCGCUGUCAUUGUAUCAUUCGUCUCCAAUCUGCGCAGAUUUGCAGUGUAGCAUUCAUCUCUUGUCUGCACAGAUGCACGAUGCGGCAUUUGUCUUCUGUGGUUUCAGUCCUGUGUACUACAAGAAAUACACUUUGAUGGAACUAUCGCUUUGUGACAACAAUUUCAUUUCACGAAUCAAUGUGAUGUG